Molecule: messenger RNA, 4951 nt
Organism: Clarias gariepinus (North African catfish)
Lineage: Eukaryota; Metazoa; Chordata; Actinopteri; Siluriformes; Clariidae
Gene: ripor2
Product: RHO family interacting cell polarization regulator 2
Exons: 22
Coding region: 103-3207 (1034 amino acids)
Source: RefSeq, a predicted model, not a curated record
CAGAAGCACGGUGCAGUCCUUGGCUCUCUGUUCAGGCUGUAGUUGAUAUCAAGCUCUAAAUCAGGAAAAGGAUCAUAGCAGUGUGAGUUAAAGUUAAAAGGGAUGGCCUUGGCCCAUAUCACGGAGGAUGACUUUACCGAACUGUUGCGUGAGGAGGCGGAGGAUGUCUUCACUGAUGGAGUUUCCUCCCGCUUCCCAGAGAUUAUGGCAGCUGGUACACACUCUCCUGGAGGACCCAGUGGGAUUAUCCGGAGUCAGUCGUUCGCUGGCUUCAGCACGCUCCAGGAAAGACGCUCACGGUGUAACUCAUUCAUAGGGAACGGAGCAGCACAGAAGAAGUCGCUUACAAAGCCCAAGAAGCCCCAUCUGUGUGGGCACAAAUCCAGCGGCAGCAGCGGCAGCAGCAGCUCACAUGAACCGCAGCCGAAGAGAGUAGAGGAGGUGUAUGGAGCGCUGAAACAGGGUCUGGAUGAGUAUUUGGAAGUGCAUCAAGCGGAGCUGGAGAAGCUUACCUCUCUCAUGAAGGACAUGAAGAGGAACUCCAGACUGGGAGUGCUGUAUGAUCUUGACAAGCAAAUUAAGUCAAUUGAGAGAUAUAUACGACGCCUGGAGUUUCACAUAAGUAAGGUGGACGAGUUGUAUGAGGGCUUCUGUAUUCAAAGGAGACUACGAGAUGGUGCCAGUAAAAUGAAGCAAGCCUUUACUGCUUCGCCUUCUACUAAAGGAACACGAGAGAGUCUGACUGAGGUCAACCGUCGCUACAAGGAAUACACAGAGAACAUGGGAACUUUUGAGGGAGAGCUGGAAAACCUGUUAGGAGAAUUCCACAUCAAAAUGAAAGGUUUGGCUGGAUUUGCGAGGCUUUGUCCAGGUGAUCAGUACGAAAUUUUCAUGCGGUACGGACGGCAGCGCUGGAAGCUAAAAGGAAAAAUUGAGGCAAACUCCAGGCAGAGUUGGGAUGGAGAGGAGAUGGUCUUUAUGCCUCUAAUCACAGAUCUGAUCUCCAUAAAGGUCACUGAGCUGAAAGGACUUGCCACGCAUGUCCUGGUGGGCAGUGUGAUCUGUGAGACCAAGGAUCUGUUUACCGCCAUGCCUCAGGUGGUGGCUGUGGACGUCAAUGACCUGGGCACAAUCAAACUCAAUUUGGAAGUCACCUGGUUUCCAUUUGAUGUGGAGGACCUGACCCUGUCCUCGGGUAACGUGAGCAAAGCUACUGCUCUGCAAAGACGAGUGUCUGUGUACAGCCAGGGCACGCCUGAGACCCCUAUCUUCCAGGACACGACAUUCUUUUCCACAUUGGCCGAUGACGUAUUCGAAAAUGGUGGCUGCGGUGUAGCCGAAUGCAAACGUCUAUCGUUUACCUUCACCGAUACACCAGCCUCAAGCCCAGCUCAGAGCCAGUCGCAUCCUGAGAUCACUGUAACACCUCCUGAAAGUGACCAAACACCUCAGCUUCCUGCCUCGAACGUUAAGCCUGGUGACGAGGAGGAUGGUGAGGAGGAGGAAGAGAGCGCUAGUGUAAGUGCCAGCCUCGCGAGUGCCAGUGAGGCAGAAUCGGAGCGCGAGUGGGAGCGUGUAGAGUGUCAGCACGGGUAUGAAUCCACAGCACCCUCGCUCUGUUCAGAAGGCCAGAUCUCAGCUGUGGGGCCUGAGGAUGUGGUGUUCCUGGAAUCUGGCAGCCAUGAUGACAAUUCAGAGCUGAAGCCAGUGGAGCUGGAUGGGGAGGAGGGCAGUCUGACCAGGCAGCUGGUGAAGAGGCUCACUUCUUCUGAUAUCCUGCCUGAACCAGCUGUUCUGAGCUGGGCUGGAGAGAGCAGCCUGGAGGAGGCCAUCCACAGUCUGCUGAUGAAGCUGGAGAGCAUGCCCCAGCACUGCCGAGAGCUUCAGGACCUCGAGCAGGAAGUGAUGAAACUGGAAGACCUACUCAAGUGCCGAGGUCCCGCUCACAGGAGUCGCUCCUCCAGUCUCAGCCUCACCGUGGAGAGUGCUUUAGAAAGUUUUGACUUCCUCAACACAUCAGACUUCGAUGAUGAAGAUACUGGGGAUGACAACAUUGCUGUCUCACGUGCUGUAUUCUUCGACAUGGAGAAUGAGAGGAUGGGGGCAAGUCGGCAUCCCGAGGCGCGAGGUCAUCUCAGUGAAGCCCUGACGGAGGACACAGGUGUGGGUAACAGUGUAGCGGGGAGCCCCCUGCCACUCAGCACAGGCAAUGAGAGUCUGGAUAUGGCCAUCGUCAUUCAUUUGCAGUACUGCAACCAUCUCAUUCAGAUGCUAACUUCAGGAGGAAGCACAUGGCAGCAUAAGCUCUAUUUGCAGAAACUCUCCGUCCAAAUCGAGUUGCUGGAAGAGUUAACAGAGAACAGCAUAGAGUGGCUGGGAAGCAUCAGCUCAGCAGCUGAGGUGCUUCCUGGACUGGCGGAGCGGUCAGCAUUGCUGUCCCUGUGGUGCGAGUUUACUGGGUCCGCAUGCUUGUUUCACAGCACAGUGGAGCGAGUCCUCAAACACAUGCAGCAACACUUUACUGCACCACUGCAGGAGACUUACCCUCACAACAGCACAGACUCGGUGAUUAGGCUGGUGGUGACCGAGAUGAUGGACAGAAGUGAGCUCUUCUCCACGCCUGCCUUUCUAUCACAGGAUGUUUUGACAGUGUUUCAGUUUUACAGCUACGCCGCCAAGCACAAUGUCACGGACAUGCGGGAACACCUGCUGGAGGUGGCGAGAGAGGCUACAUUUGCGGAGCAUCUGAGCACUGCUGAUGCCAAGUGCUCUGUGAAGGAGUUGCAGGAAAUGUCCAUCACAGCCCUCCAGCCCCGAACACACACACUACGUGUUCUGGCUGGCCUCCUGACCUCUGAUGACCCUGACCUUAGUAAAGCUGCCUUUGCUUUUCUCUCCAAAGCUGCCUCACAUCCUCUUUUUAGGUCAAAGGCAGUGCAUUACUACACACAGGCCUUAUCAGAAGCAGGCAUACAUGCACAGAGAGCCGCUUGUGCUGCCCUAAGCUGUCUGCAGGCUGUGGAAAGCAUCAGAGCAGUCGUGGCGCUGUGCGACUCCGCCGAUGAGGAGCUACGCCACAUUGCCAUGCAGAGCCUCCUCACAUUCGGUGAGGAGGGUCGACUGGCAUACGAGCAGUUGGACACAGUGCCAAGGGAGAUGGUGCGACUUGGUACGCGUCGCGGCACUGCCGUCACCACUGCCUUCUAAGAUCAGCAAGUUUAAAAGCCCACAGUACCGUUCCUGUGUCCAACUGUGGGUGUGUCUAGGCAUUAAGUACUUGAGGCACUGUUCCUCACAAAGACACUCCGUAUCAGGGCUUGAUGCACAAAUCAGUUCUAGCAGUAGUUCUCACUUUUGAUGAUCACUCACAUCCUGAUUAAUAGUUUUUUCUGACGACCAUUUACUCCUUGGUUGGUACUAGGUGAGGUUUCUGAAUUUGCACUUGUCAGAGGCAUGUAUUUUAAGCGCAUUAUUGUUGUAUCGUGUGGCGAAUCGUACCCGAACUACCUGAGACUCGUGCUCUUCAGCUUCAGGGAUUCUGAGGGACAUGUUUUUAUCUAACCCUCGUCAUUACUCAGUGUAUAAUAUGCGAGUUAAAAAAGUCCUAACUGUGGGCAUCACUGGACAGAGUCGUGUAGCUCUACACCAUGUUGAUGCUAAUAACAGAAGAUCAUAUCUGUUUAUCCAGACCUCUCAUAAGGUUUACUUUACUUUGCAGUGCCACCAGUUAGCGUCACACAAAGCUGUCUCGUUUGGAAUAAUGAGCAGUGGAAUGGUGACAAACAUGGUGGUCUGCUACUAGUGACUGAAGAGACAAGCUUCUUCAGUAUUAUCCUACAGAUUAAGUAUUGCAUAAUUAUGGGAUGAAUGCUUUUGGUGAAUGGCAGAACAGAUAGCUGUGUGCAUGUGUGCGUGUGUGUAUGUUAAAAUGCACUUUUUGGUAUCUCAAGAAGUCUUAAUGGAUUUACUGUGAAUUUGGUGUUAAGCUUCAAUGAAGACUAAAACUAUAGCGCUCUGUGAUCCAACUCGCUUCUGUGCCUAGUGUAACUGUACUACUGAGUCGCAUUUUUAACUGUGACAACUCAUCUUUUCAUGCCUUUAUUUAUUUUUUUAAAACGUACAUCCAUGUGUUUUUUUUUUCUUUUUAAUCAUAAAAUUGCAUUGUAUCUGCAAUAUACUAAACAUAAGUAUUUUAUUUUAUUUCGUAUUUUGUGAUUAUUCCUCGCAACCACACACACUGUCACAUUUUGAUGUUAUUACUGUAAACUUUUAGGUUGUUUUAUUGAUCACUUGAUAUCUUACUAUAGUACUUAAUGUGCUUAGUAAGCACUGAAAAAGGUUUUUUAGUGUUUAUAGUAUAGCCUGUUUUGUCAUGUCACUUAUUUCACAAAUUUCUAGCCAUAAUUCACACAGGAACAUCACAGGUUUAUUAUUUCUAUCUUAUCACAGAGCUUUGGAAAGUUGGCAUUUUUAUUUUUUUGGUUUAUUGUAUUAACUUUUAAUUUUUUUAUUUAAUUUUUUUGCACCCUGAGUUCCUCAUUUUCACAGUAUUUCUGGACUUGGCCAUUGAGGAAUUAAUUUAACACCAGUUUUUUGUUUGUUUUUUUAACAUAUACUUUGUGAGUUGUGUAAUGAACAUUAGUGUUUUUUAUUCAAAUCCAGGCUUGUGUGCACAAAAUCAUUUUUACAUUUUCACUAACAAACUCUGAAGAUCCUGUUAAAUAUUUUAGUAUUAUUUUUCUUAACUGGUUUGAGAUUAAAGCAUUUGAGUUAGCAGGGUAGGGGUGCUGCAUGAAUAGCUUUAGCACAACUUGGAAUUUAAUGAAUGCAGUACUCUGGCUCUCAAACCUGCUGUAUAAUAUUUCCAUUCAGUUUAUUAUUCUUUGUGUUUAUAAUAUUCCUGUCUGUUGCAAUAAAGUUUAUUUUUUGAUAAUGUUAUUUACCAAAAGUU